Messenger RNA from Letharia lupina, 2595 nucleotides. RefSeq lists its product as uncharacterized. The record is from RefSeq and is a predicted model, not a curated record. Lineage: Eukaryota; Fungi; Ascomycota; Lecanoromycetes; Lecanorales; Parmeliaceae. The transcript has 6 exons. The coding region runs from base 1 to 2595 and encodes 864 amino acids.
AUGUCAGAAAUUGAGAAAAGAGAUCAAGAGCCUUCAUCCCCGUUCGCCGACUUGCACGAUGUCGAUUCAGCCAACGGCUCCACCACUCAGGGUUCUCCGGCAGAGUCUAUCGCCUCUGUCUACACCGCAAGAGAAGAUUUCUUCCGGCUAGAAGACCUCACCCUUGAGAAAGCCACCAACUUAGGGUACCCAACCGAGCAAACUUUUGAACAACCAUUUGAUUCGAGCAGUUCGUCUGAAGACUUGGAAAGAGGCGUCGUUGCGCCGGUCCUGGUCCAGCAACAACUUGGAGCACACGACUAUGAGAAGCCAGGUGCAUUGGCUGUGAUGAGGAAGGGUUCAGACCCAGCAGCAUCAUACAAGAUUUCUCAUCCUCCGGAUCAAUUACCAAACUUGCCACAUAAGCGUGAUCGCAAGAUACUGAGAGGCUUGCGUUAUAACCUUCUGGCAGUGUAUCAGCGACUCUUCUCCGUUGUCUUCAUAGGCAACAUGAUCGCUUUAAUUGUCGAAGUAGUGCUACACAGGCACUCACACCCGUUCGGCCCACCUCUGAGUAACCUAGCAACCGCUGUUGCAGCCAACGUCAUGGGCGCGAUCUUGAUCAGGCAGGAGUACGUCAUCAACUCUCUGUACAACAUCUUCUGUUGGACCCCUCUCUGGAUGCCAUUAUGGUUUCGCCGCGUGGUUUCAAAGCUGUACCACUUUGGGGGGGUGCAUAGUGGUUGCGCCGUCUCUGCAACCGCAUGGUUCAUCUUAUAUUCGGCACUAGUCACCAAAAGGUAUGCCGACGGAGACUUCAACGAGCCCGCGGUCAUCGCCAUCACCUACAUCUUACUGGCGCUGUUCCUUGCACUUUGCGUCUUUGCAAUACCGAAGCUCCGAAUAUUUUCGCACAAUACGUUCGAGGCCGUGCACCGUUUCGGGGGCUGGACUGCUGUUGCAUUAUUUUGGGUCGAGAUCCUUCUUGUAUUGCACGCGGAGUCAAACAUUCCUGGAACAGAUUCUUUCGGAUCAUUGGUGGUCCAAGCUCCAGCAUUCUGGUUCCUGCUCGUCGUGACCUUUUUCAUCAUACUGCCGUGGAUACGGCUUCGAAAAGUCGAAGCCUUUCCAGAGGUCCUGUCUAAACACGCGGUCCGCAUUCACUUCAAAUACUCCUACGAGAACAUUGGCAAUGUUAUUGGGUUACGGAUCACUCACAAUCCGAUGAAAGAAUGGCAUGCCUUUGCAACAAUUCCGGAUGCUGAUGGGUCAUCGUUUUCCCUCAUCGUAUCUGAUAAUGGGGAUUGGACGAAGAAGCAGAUCAUGGAGCCGGCACAUUCUUACUGGAUUCGUGGUAUUCCAGUUACCGGGGUCCUGCGCAUGGCUACCGUGUUCAGGCGGAUCGUGCUCGUGGCAACGGGCUCAGGCAUCGGUCCAUGCCUGUCUUUUCUAACCUCCCACCCGAUACCCUGCCGCUUGUUGUGGUCUACCCCUAAUCCGGUUCAGACAUACGGGGAGAAUGUCAUGCGUGCAGUCGCAAAAGCGGAUCCUGAGGCCAUGAUCAUUGAUACACGGGCUACCGGACGCCCAGAUGUGGUAGCAUUGACUUAUCAUCUCUACCUGGAGACAAAGGCUGAGAGUGUUUUUGUUAUCUCGAAUCCUUAUCUGACGUCAAAGCUCGUCUAUGGCUUGGAAAGCAGAGACGCACGCAACGGCCGUGACACAGUAAAGCUGCACGCAGCCUGGGCCACCAAGACACAUGAACUUCGAAUCAACAAUGUCCAUCUUCUUGAUGUCCUUGCCGGUGCUGCUUCUGUUCCAGACCAGCUCAUUCCGUCACGGAGACCAAGAUUGGCAAGGCCAGAGACUCUUCGUCAAUUACGAUCUCCAAUCCUGGAUGUCAUUCGGAAUGACCUCAUCAAAGUCCCGGGUUGGCAAGUCGCCCCCGCGAAGAUCGAAACCAUCCUUCUUGCCCGCCCUUCCAUUAAAAACGCUGCAGUCAUCGGUAUAUCUGCCCCCGAAGGCCACGGGGAAGUUCCACACGCCUUCAUCGAGCUCAAAUCCAAACUCUUUCAAGAGCACAUGGCUACUUCUUAUGGUGCAGCCGACGAAGAACAAGGAGGGAGAGAAGAGCUUGUCAAGGGUUAUAUAGGAGAAAGGCUAGCGCGCCAAAAGCGGCUUGAUAGUGGCGUCGAAUUUGCCGAGAGUAUACCAAUGACUGCGCUAGAGAAAGUGAUAAAGGCCAAGCUUAAGAGAAAUGGAUUAAGAGGUUCGAAUGGAUGUCACCAUAGGUGGAGCAGAGCACUUGAAGGGAGCCAAGGGGUUGAGGGCGAAACUCUCAAUGACAGGGUGACGAAUGGGAUACAGGGAGAAAUGGAUAAAGCCAAUAGGGUAUAUGCCAACGGUGAGCAGAGGAAAAGCAUCAAGCGCGCUGCCAAUGUUGAGGACAUCGUUCCUAGGAAAUAUGUCAAAACUUCACAGAAGGAUCAACAAAGCAAGCCACCCAAGCGGUUACACAUUCCCGGGCCCUGGUCGACCUCGUGUGGUGCCAGUGAGCCUGUCAAGAAUCAAGAGCAAAUCGUUCAUACCCAUACACUCAAUCUGUCAAUCAAAUAA